Messenger RNA from Clarias gariepinus (North African catfish), 4274 nucleotides. It is a transcript of the gene znf207a, whose product is annotated as zinc finger protein 207, a. Gene Ontology annotation, cellular component: nucleus. Bases 87 to 1493 code for a protein of 468 amino acids. The transcript is spliced from 11 exons. NCBI's taxonomy places the organism in Eukaryota, Metazoa, Chordata, Actinopteri, Siluriformes, Clariidae. The record is from RefSeq and is a predicted model, not a curated record.
UCCGUCUGCGCCAUUUUGUUUCGCAAAUGUUCGGUUCGUGCACAGCGUCUUGGUGAUUCGCAAAUUGUACACUGUUCUCUUAAAACAUGGGAAGAAAAAAGAAGAAGCAGAUGAAGCCAUGGUGUUGGUACUGUAAUAGGGAUUUUGAUGAUGAAAAGAUUCUUAUUCAGCACCAGAAGGCCAAACAUUUUAAAUGUCACAUAUGUCAUAAAAAGCUAUACACUGGUCCAGGCCUGGCCAUCCACUGUAUGCAGGUUCACAAAGAAACAAUCGAUGGUGUACCUAAUGCAAUACCUGGAAGAACAGACAUUGAGCUGGAAAUUUAUGGGAUGGAGGGUAUUCCGGAGAAAGAUAUGGAAGAAAGAAGACGGGUACUCGAGCAGAAAACACAAGAAAACCAGAAAAAGAAACAAAACCAAGAUGACUCGGAUGAGGAUGACGAUGAUGAAGAGGCAGGACCCUCAUUUCAGCAGGCAACAGCACAGCCUCCGGCUGCUUACGCUCCUAUGGCACAGCCUGGAAUGGCACCUGUGCCCACACCAGGGAUGCCACCUGGGAGCUACUCAGGAAUGCCACCAAUGAUGCCUGCAGUUCCUCCCAUGAUGCCAGGGAUGCCGCCAGUCAUGCCAGGAAUGCCACCUGGCAUGAUGCCCAUGGGUGGGAUGAUGCCACCUGGACCAGGAAUACCUCCUAUGAUGCCAGGCAUGCCACCAGGAAUGCCUCCUCCUAUGGGCCAUCGUCCAGGUUUGAACCACAUGCCACAGGCUCCUGCCUCCACCACGGCAGCGAUGAUUCCACGAGCAGCCGCACCUGCAGCCACGGUGGCUUCUCCACAGCCUGCAGUCACCAAGCCCUUGUUCCCUAGUGCAGGACAGAUGGGGACUCGAGCUCCCAGCACAAGCUCAGCCUCCUCCAGUAUGGACACUUUGUCAGCACCCUCUAAGCCGCUGUCGCAAGCUCAGCAGGGUGUGCCUGGGGCAGCAGUGGGGCUUUCAGCCUCCUCUUCUGCUGCUCCCAAAGCCACAUUCCCGGCCUACAGCCAGCCUGCUCCCUCUUCAGCCAGUGCUGGCAGCACUGUGGCCAAACCUGCCACACCCGUUACAAGUAAGCCUGCCACCCUCACCACUACCAGUGCAACCAGUAAGUUGAUCCACCCUGAUGAGGAUAUCUCUCUGGAGGAGUUACGUGCUCAGAUACCACGCUACCAAUGUAAGAUCCCUAGCACAGGACAGGCGCAUAUCAGCAGUCCUCCUGUUGGGCCAAUGGGAGGGGUGAUGCCUGCUCAGCAGGGUGCUUCUUCACAACAGCCAGGACCCAGGCAUCCCAUGCAUGGGCCAUAUGGUACCCCCUCCCAAGCAGUGCCUGGCUAUGUGCCAGGGGCAAUGUCACCUUAUGGCCAAGGUCCCCCAAUGGUUCCUCCUUACCAGGGAGCUCCCCCAAGGCCGCCCAUGGCCAUGAGGCCUCCUGUAAUGUCUCAGGGAGGCCGUUAUUGAAGCUCAAACACCACCAGUCUCCGAUAGGUUUGAUGAUUCAACCAUUUUUUCAUGUAAUGGUGUUGUUAAGAAGCCAAGUCAUUAAGCAUAAAUGUAAUUCAAUUUGCCUAAUAAGGGAAAUGAAAAAGCAGCACUGGUUUACGCAUGAAACUUUGAAUAUUUCAUAGUUUUUAUUUGGACCUCUAAUAUGUUGCAGAUUCUAUAGUGUGGCUUUUUUCCUUCCUCUAUGUUCCGUUUAGGUUUUUAGAAGUGAAGUUUAGUAAAUAUGGUUCGUAAUAAUUUGAAGCGGCUGGAGUAACGUGAACAGUACUGCACCUUUUAUCAAGGCAAGUCUUUGUAAACCUACUACUGUACUAAACAAAUGAAGCCUUCACAGCACCUUUAGGUGCUGUUGGACUUCAUGUCCCCAGCUUUGCUUGGUGAGGGCUUCAGUUAGCUAUAACUUUUUUUUUUUUUUUUUUUUUUGUAUGCCUGCUUAUCCUUACGUACGUUGAAAAUCAUACAAAUAAUAGCUGAUGUGAAAAGUGUCUGUAUUAUUAUUAUUAUGCAAACUGUAAUAAACAGUGUUGAAAACAUAAGACUGUUUCUUCAUGACAGAGCGAUGGAUCUAUAAAAAGGUUUGUACUGGCUGCUUAUUGCAAUAAUGUGUGAAAACAAUGGGCUGUUCUCACGACAUCAACCUGGUCAUCCAAAUUUAUUUUAAAUUACCCAUACACUAGUAUCAUGUUAACACCUGGUUUAAUGAGGAAAAGAGUGUCAAGGAAGAAGAAUAUGGAUGGCUUGGAUAAUUGUAGUGUAAGGUUGCAAAGGGAUUCAAUCUAAUGUGGUUUUGGUUGUGUAGAUUGGGUGUGAUUUUGGUGGGGUGGUGGGGGAGAAGAUUGUAAUUUGAAACAGAAAUACUUUGGACUCAGGUGACUUUAUUUGUUGCUAAACUGAGGAUCUUUCUUCUCCCUGUAGCGAUGCCAUGGGACCGGCUGAGGUUGAGUCUCACUGGUGCCCUGUUCAGGCUGAGGCAAGUCUCAUGUUUUUCUCAUUAAUUUCUUACGAGCGGGGGGCCCUCACAGCCACAUGGCUGUUGGAUUCCAAUGUCCCCAAACUUGUAGCAAGUUUGGUGAUGGCCCCUGUUAUUAUUCACAUUAGAGAAAACCUAUAACUAACCUCUUCUGCUUUUGUUUCCAAAGUGCAGAGGUGAGAACAAGUAACAAGUAAGUUUCAAAUCUUAAUACUCAAGUCCCAUGUGAAAAUAGAGGAGUCCCAAAACCAGAACAAGUUAAAAUGCGUUCCUUACUAUAUAGAAUACAAAUGUGAAGAAACAACACUAACAAAGUUUUUUAGGUUAAAACCGUGAUAAUAUAUUUAUAACUCUUCUUUUUAACCAGUGUAUAUAAAAAAGAAAACAUGGUCGGUCUAUUCGUAAUUAACCUUAGUGAUAAUGAAUUAAAGUCACAGACUUACUUACCUUUGGUUCACAAAAUCCAGGAAUUUAAAAUCCCAAAAUUAACUUGAUAUACUUAAUCCCUUUUUAACUUGAGCUGUGCUUUCACAAACCUAUAAUGCACAACAUGUUACUUUAAAGUAAUAGUUCAUAAACUUCAGUCGUGGUGGGAUUCAGCCUUAACCUUAACUUUGGAGUAAAACAAAAGGUUAGAGUGCUAUCACUUUAUGUAGGUCAAGACAUUCCCAUUUUUUUUGCAGCCUCUAAGUCAAAUGUAAUUGGAUUGCCUGCCCUAAAUCUAUAUUUACAUACUGGCAUGAUCCCAUAAUCUUUCAAGGGGAAACAAGAGCCUGAAUAAUUAUUGUUAGUCAAGUUGCAGACCUUAAUUAUGUUUAGGGUCUUUAAUCAUUAAAUGUUACUUGACUAGACCAUGUGACUUAUCUCCACCUUUAGCUUUAAUUAGAGUGUGCAAUGUGGUGGCCAAAUCAUGUAUUCAAAUGAUUAUUUAUGCUCCCGCUUUCACAAUUUGAGAAGAAUUAAAAAAAAAUUGAGAAUUCCAUUAGAGAAAGAUAAACUUCAUAGAUGUAAUAAUCUGGUGAUUCUGUACAUUCAGGUCAUCAUUUUAUUGGUACAUAACAAUGCUGAGAUUAGUCUUGACCAACUGAAGCAACCCCAGAUCAUAAGGCCGCCUCCAGAGGCUUGUACAGUGAGCACUAUGCAUGAUGGGCGCAUCACUCAUGCACUUUCUAUCUUAUCUUGUCACACACAUCAUUUUGCGAUAGGUAUUUAUUUUUAUGGGCCACACAGGUGUAGCCCCAUUAUUUUGUGCAUGUCUCAACUCUUUUACUUUCACUAUUAAACAUAGCUGUGAUUUUCUUUAACAAUGCCACUUCCCCAAGAGCUUGUUAUUUCCAAUGAUAGAAAUAUAUAAUAUUUAAUAAUAAAUAUUCUUUCAUGAAUAUGGUGGUUCAUCACUAUCCUUCUAUGUUUUAAUAAUACAUUGUAUGGUUCUUAACGCAGUUCUAUUAAUUUCUGGAAUCUUCUUAGUUGUUGUGUUUUUUUUUGGCCAGGCAGUCUGUGGCACAGCCCAUAUUUAUUGGUUUAGAAGACAUUCAAAUAUCUUACUAAAAUGCUUUCUAAAAUGUUUUCUAAAAAUUCCUAAACUUAAAUCCCACUUAGGCAGUAUGCAUUACCAGUGUCAUUGUCCGAGAUUAGUCUUUUAAAUUUCAAAUAUUUUGUCCCAAACUUUCUCUUUUGUGUUUUGAAAUCUUUCCUUAAUCAUUCGACUAAAAAAAAAAUAAAAUAAAAAAAAUACAGUGACACCUUGGAUUGCGAGCAUAAUUCGU